Molecule: messenger RNA, 928 nt
Organism: Syngnathus typhle (broad-nosed pipefish)
Lineage: Eukaryota; Metazoa; Chordata; Actinopteri; Syngnathiformes; Syngnathidae
Product: E3 ubiquitin/ISG15 ligase TRIM25-like
Exons: 2
Coding region: 110-928 (272 amino acids)
Molecular function (GO): zinc ion binding
Source: RefSeq, a predicted model, not a curated record
CCGCCAAUUAGCCCCGCCCCUUGGCGUCACUUCUUGUAAACAAAGCAGCUGUCUUUCGUCUUGUGGUCCUUCGUCCUCGUUCCUUCCAACUUCAUCACUUUGGGGGACGAUGGCCCAGGCAGGGGUGGUCCUGGACAAGGAUCAGUUCACCUGCUCUGUGUGUCUGGAUGUCCUGCGAGAUCCGGUGACCAUCCCGUGCGGCCAUAGCUACUGCUCCGACUGCAUCCGCAACUACUGGGACCAGGAUGAAUACCUCGGCGUGUUCAUGUGCCCCCAGUGCCGACAAAGCUUCAGCCCGAGGCCAGCCCUCGCCCGCAGCACCUUGCUAGCCGACGUGGUGGACCGAUUCCAGCGUAGCGGACUCCAGGAGGUCCCGGCAGGCGGAGGGGGGCAACAACAACAAAGCCUGGCGGAGGCCGGCGACGUGGAGUGCGACGUGUGCCCCGGGAGGAAGAACAAGGCGGUCAACUCUUGCUUGGUGUGCCUGGCGUCGUACUGCGAGCUGCACGUCCGGCCCCACCACGACUCGGCCGUAUUUAAGAAGCACAAGCUGGUGUCAGCCUUCAAGAGGCUCCAGGAGAGCGUGUGCCAGCGUCACGAUAAGCUGCUGGAGGUCUACUGCCGCACGGACAAGCAGUGCAUCUGCUCCAUGUGCCUGGCGGAUGAACACAAGGGACACGACACCGUGCUGGUGGAGGUGGAAAUACAAGUGCAGCAGUUCCACCGCCCACCAGUUGAGGCCAACCAAACCCGGAGCGCCUCUACUUUUAACUUCCGUCUCCAAAACCAAAAUGGGUGGCGCCAAAGCUUGACAACAAAGCGGCUCUUCCCUCACAACGGACCACCCGAAAAAAGCUCGCUUUUCUCCCCAAAGUUCACCUUCAACGACUUUUUUUUCUCUUCCGCCAACAACGUCCGGAUUUUAUAA